Molecule: messenger RNA, 1308 nt
Organism: Zygosaccharomyces rouxii
Lineage: Eukaryota; Fungi; Ascomycota; Saccharomycetes; Saccharomycetales; Saccharomycetaceae
Exons: 1
Coding region: 1-1308 (435 amino acids)
Source: RefSeq, a predicted model, not a curated record
AUGUUUAAGAAUCCCUUCAAACAAGACUGCACCUGUUGGAUUUGUCUAGAGGAGUCUAAUUUUGACUCAGCAUGGAUACGUCAUGAAUGCGGUUGUAAUCUUCAAGUGCAUAAGUUAUGCUAUUUGCAUUGGCUUUACAGUAUCAAUAGGAAUUAUAUUUCAAGAAAUCUAGUCACAAAGAAUUUUAAUCUGGUUACUGAAGAUGAUUUGAAACGCACAAUCUGUUAUUUAGUGGAUGGUCACAGGAAUUUACAUAGGGAAGUUUCGCUAUCUGAGUUCUUAAAUACUCUUCCCUUUAUAAGGUCUAAAAGUAAUGAGCCCAUGUCUUCAUCUGUGGGUAUAAUGAGUCUUUUGGGAAUAAAUUAUACAAUUUCUUUUCGAAUUGUAAGAAGCCCUAUGGCAUUGCCAGUGGAAUUUGCUGACUGUCCUCAGUGCAAAAACCAUGUUGUUAACCAACAAAUAACCUUUACAAGUCGUUCAUUCUUCUUGGCAAUUUUCUAUUGGACUAAAUCAGUUAUUAGGAAUACUACUAUUGCACUUACUUUGGUACUUUCAACUCUAAAUAUUGGAAAAUGGUGGUUCAAGAUUGGUCUUUGGCAGUUAAGAUGUAUUUUCCCGGAAAAUGUACUUCGAGUCAUUUUAGAUAUUAGUACCACUAGGGCUCUAAAUGUUUAUGGUGAGACCAUGAAUGGCCUUGUAAGCAUUCCACAAAUGACCAGGUUUCUAAUCUUUGGGUUUCCCGUGUGUUUGAUGGGGGUCAGAUCAUCCUACCCGACUCUGAAUAGAUUUAGGUGGUUGUAUACCUUGGUGCUGUCAGUUCGUGCUGGUCACUACGAUCCAAAGGCUACGAGAUUACUUUCAAGAACUCUGACUACCUGUAACAUUUGCAUGUUACUGAAUUCAGCGGUGAUCACUCCAUUCUUAUCCAGAUAUUACGAGUAUUUGGUUAAAGCUGUGACUCCCUAUUUCUGUCCCAUUGAUAAAAGCUUAGAUGUAUUCCCCUCACAGGGUUACGGUAAUGUGAUCAUAAAGACCUCGUGGUACGAUGUUCUCUUUGAAUCAAUAGUUUGGCCUGCUUUUGGUAGCCUGGUGGGCGGUAAAUUGUUCGAUGCCGUGACAUGGAUACAAAGAGAGUUUGGAUUAAACUGGACACCUUCCUGCUCCCCCAACGAUUGUAGGAUGGUCUUCAAUUUUGUUGGUUGUGGCCUAACAGCUGUUGCAAGGCAGUUACUGAAUAUGUGGGCUAGUCAUAUGAGAGCAAAGGAGUUGAAACAGCUUCAAGAAAGUAUCGAAGAAAAUACCCAAUAA